Messenger RNA from Brenthis ino (lesser marbled fritillary), 1863 nucleotides. The record is from the annotation of a GenBank genome assembly. Lineage: Eukaryota; Metazoa; Arthropoda; Insecta; Lepidoptera; Nymphalidae.
AUGAAGGGAGAUAAAAAUGUUGACAUCCAAGCUCUUAAGGACAUCGCCAACAAACUUAGGAUAGACAGCAUUGUCGCUACAAAUGCAUCAAAAUCCGGUCAUCCCACAUCAUGCGCAUCAAUGGCCGAGAUCAUGUCGGUGCUCUUCUUCCACACCAUGCGCUACAAGGUGUCUGCACCAAAAGACCCAUCUGCAGACAGAUUUAUACUGUCAAAGGGUCACGCAGCACCAAUCCUAUACGCAGCAUGGGCUGAAGCCGGCCUCUUCCCCGUGGAGGACCUGAAGAACCUCCGCAAGAUCGACUCUGACCUGGAAGGCCACCCCACGCCCAGACUGAACUUCAUCGACGUGGGCACGGGCUCGCUGGGGCAGGGGCUGGCCGUGGCCGCCGGCAUGGCCUACGUGGGGAAGUACUUUGACCAGGCACCUUACAGAGUGUUCUGCCUGAUCGGCGACGGGGAGUCCGCGGAGGGCAGCGUGUGGGAGGCGCUGCACUUCGCCAGCCACUACAAGCUGGACAACCUCGUGGUCAUCUUCGACGUCAACCGCCUCGGCCAGUCCGAGCCCACGUCUCUGCAGCAUCAGAUGGAAGUGUACGAGGCCCGGCUGAAGGCGUUCGGCUUCCACACGCUGGUGGUGGACGGCCACGACGUGGGCGAGCUGGCCAAGGCGCUGGACGAGGCGGAAGCCACGAAGGGUUGCCCCACCGCGCUCGUCGCCAAGACCUACAAGGGCAGGGGCUUCCCCGGCAUCGAGGACAAGGAGAACUGGCACGGCAAGGCGCUGGGCGCGGAGGGCGACAAGAUCAUCAAGCUCCUCCAGUCCCAGAUAAAGAGCGACAAGAUCACGCUGAAGCCCCGGCCGCCGCUGGCGGAGGCGCCGCGCGUGCACGUCGCCGACGUCACGCUGUCGGCGGCGCCCGCCUACAGGCGCGGCGAGCUGGUCGCCACGCGCCUCGCCUACGGGAACGGCCUGCGCAAGAUUGCUGACACCAACAUGAGAGUGAUCGCGUUGGACGGAGACACUAAAAACUCCACCUUCAGUGACAAGCUGCGUAACGCUUACCCAGACAGGUUCGUGGAGUGCUUCAUAGCGGAGCAGACGCUGGUGGGCGUGGCGACGGGCGCCGCGUGCCGCGACCGCGCCGUCGUCUUCGCCUCCACCUUCGCCGCAUUCUUCACGCGCACUUUCGACCAGAUCCGCAUGGGCGCCAUCAGCCAGAGCAACAUGAACCUGGUGGGGUCGCACUGCGGCGUCAGCAUCGGCGAGGACGGACCCUCGCAGAUGGGGCUCGAGGACUUGGCGCUGUUCCGUGCCGUGCCCUCCUGCACCGUGUUCUACCCCAGCGACGCGCCCGCCACAGAACGAGCAGUGGAACUGGCCGCCAAUACUAAGGGCAUCUGCUAUAUACGCACCUCCAGACCCGCUACAGCUAUACUGUAUGAUGCUGAUACUGUGUUCAAGGUCGGUGAAGCCAAGAUAGUGCGUCAGAGCGCGUCGGACCGCGUGCUGCUGGUGGGCGCCGGCGUCACGCUGCACGAGGCGCUCGCCGCCGCCGACACGCUGCAGCAGGAGGGCAUCAACGCGCGCGUGCUGGACCCGUUCACGAUCAAGCCGCUGGACGAGGCCGCCGUGCGCGCGCACGCCGCCGCCGCCGGCCGCGUCGUCGUCGUGGAGGAUCACUACCAAGCCGGUGGGUUGGGAGAAGCGGUGCUGUCUGCGCUAGCGGAAACACGCGACGUGUUGGUGCGGCACCUGUGCGUGCGCGAGCUGCCGCGCUCCGGCACGCCUGACGAGCUGCUGCACAAGUACGGCAUCUCCGCUCCGCACAUCGUGCGUGCCGCUAAAGAGCUGCUGCAGCUG